Osmia lignaria (orchard mason bee) is the source of this 7424-nucleotide messenger RNA. RefSeq lists its product as uncharacterized. NCBI's taxonomy places the organism in Eukaryota, Metazoa, Arthropoda, Insecta, Hymenoptera, Megachilidae. The record is from RefSeq and is a predicted model, not a curated record.
AUUUUAUUGAUUUUUCACUCGCGAAAGACGUCAAAAAGGUAAAACAGACCACAAAUUUAGUUCCUCGUUUUUUCUGCAGGGCGCAGUUCAUUCGUUUAGUACGCUCGACAGUGCAAUCAUUCGCAGCUCGUGUAAGUGAUUAAAUUGUGUAUUAGGUAUCAAAAAUAUAAGAAACAGAAGACAAAGUUGAAAAGAAGACCGGAAUCAUGACUUCUGGCAUCAUUUCCAUAUUGUCUUCAGAAAUGCUUUCAAAGCAAUUCGAAGUUUCUACCAAUGCCUGUGAUUGGUCGUUCCAUCAUGGCGUCCUCCUAUUUCGACCAAUGAGAUUCAUCGUUGAAGGGUGUGAUGCGCGGAGUGUGAUGGACUGCAACAGCAACAGCCUCUUCGAAGCUUCGUCCGUUUGGCACGUGUCUGCAACAGGGACGUCCGUGCUGCUUCACCCUGGGGGUGUGUGUUUGCUCUCCAUCUCCCCGGAGGACGCGUCGACGAAACGGAGACAGAGGAUAAGCGAGAUCAUAAACGGCACAGGAGAGAGAGAGACGAGAUGAUUCGUGCGGGGCGAGGGAGAGAGAGGGGAAUAAAUGAUAGAGGAACGACAGAGGGACAUUUAGAGACUGAUGGCGCAAACCUUUUAGGCAAACUAAUGCAUCGAACCUGUUACUACCACUGUACAUUCCCUUCUCCCUUUGUACAACAGUGUACUCGUGUGUACCCACCAGUUGGAUUCGUUAUACAGGAUACAUGCCUUCUGCCAAAGUUUCGGUACCUCACCUUUAGGGCGAUGAAUAGUAUUGGAUGUCGAAGAAAUUUUAUUGGGGGUCGUUUCAAUGCGUAUAAUGAAAGAAUAACAAAGACAAGGCAAAGGUAAUAAAAUGUAAUUGAGCACGAGCCGGAGGAUCGCGAACCUAACGGGAAGUAUAUUACCCUCUUUAGUUCCAUCGUUUCAGAAAUAUUUGUUUUAUGUUUUUUUACCAUUCAGGUAAAAUCAAAACGUACAAUAAUUUAAAAAAAUAAUAUUAAGAAUUCUGAUUCUAUACUGUAACCAAAUUCUCAUUGAAAUACUCUAGAAAUAUUUCUUAUGCAAUUCAUGAGAUACCAUAAGCUAGAAGUAAAGUGAGAAAAUGAGCAGUGACCUUUGGGGCCCUGUGAUAAACGAGGCCUUGAGCUGCAGCCCCAAUUAAAGCACGUAUGUAUGUACAUAGGUAUAUAAGGUCUUCCCUGUUAGCCGAGAAGGAAUACACGUGUGUGGCAAUUACUUGCUCGUUCCCGCCUACCUGUUCGACUAGUGCGUGUACACAUAAUUACAGUAGGGAAUUCGCAAUUAUUAAUUUAGCUGAUACACCACAGACCUAUAUGCCGACCGUCUCUUUUGCAGGUGAUGAGAACCAUUUCGGAGUAGAAAUUAAUGUUCAACCUUGUGUACCAUUUAAACUCUUUUAUUACGCAUGGAACAUUGACGCAUUAUGAUAUCGUUGAGAAAUUGCUGUCAAAUAAAUUCAUUUAAGAAGACUAUAAACAUUGUACCACUUUGUAUAGGAACAAAAAAAAAAAACAUGAAAUGGAAGAUCUAACGGCUGUCCGACUUAAUUACAAGUCAGCAUAUGGAGCGGACCCCCGAGUUAUACUCCCCUUUCCUCCCGUAGUAUGAAUAUCGCAUUAAGUCAUGAGUGAGAGAUAACUUCGGGCAGGGGUGUGCCCCAAUGGGAAACUACGAAUUUAAUAGAAUAAUAAAUGGACCCGUCUGCGUAGUCCCAAUACCAUGGGAUGAUAUCGUACGCGAAAGACCGCCAUACGAUAAUUUUGACUUUUUCUUUUUUACCAGCAGUUUAAUUUUCUUCGAUAUUUCUCCGGUACCCAGCGCCGGAUUAAGAGGAGCCCCGGGCCUCUUGUUACAGAAGAAAUUUUAAUUUCUGAACCAGGUUUAUCAACCAAGGUUGAGGGUGAUAGCCCUAAGGCCCCAGAAAUCAUAAUUCAGCCCUGCAGCUGACAAAAACCAGGAUAUAUCCACGCCGUAUUCGUAAUAACAUAUUGGAAAUAUAUGUAAGUAGGAAGUUGACUGGUUCGAACUUUUAUAACAGUAAUCACGAUAAUGGUCGAUAUCGUGGUGGUUCUUUUAAAAAAUGUUAAACUACACAUUAUGGAUCGUAAUAUCACGCCUUACGAAAGAUACAACGUUUCGGAUCGUGGAUGCUGCGUUGUUCGGACGUUCCUUUAUCCGGAUCGAAAUUUUCCUCGUGUAGCCGGAGCAUUAUAGCGGCUUUCUGCGGCCAAGUUUACAAAAUAAACAGAACCGUCCCGUAUAUCCGCCUCGAGGGACGAUCGUCGAGCACGUGCAGUGAAUUUGUUUGAAACGUUGUAAAAAUUUACCAUGGAAGUGCGUAGAAUCUUCUGGAUUUAGCUUCUCAUACGAUAACAAGUGAUCAAACAACUGAACCUACCUCCUCCAAUGUAGGAAGGGGGUUGAAAAAUAUUCUGAAAAGCGUGGGCAACGUUGUUCGCUCUCCGUGCAAUUUUCAGCGCACAGACAACACGAACGGUCAGGGCGCAUGUUAGCACAGUUUACAGAAUAAACACUCACGGUUGGUAGAUCGGAAAGGACGAGGCGAGGAGGUAGAGGCAGCGUCCGUUGUGCACUGAUAACACAAUUAGCUUGUCUCGUCAUGCGCGACCUCUGAUAAGGGAUUCCCUCGUCCUCUCUGAACCAUCAUCUCCCACCAGCCGAAUUUCUCGUCGCUUCUCUAUUUGACCGAGUGCCUCUCUAUUACUCUCGUCCACUUUAGUCGCUCGUCAGUGGAGUAAAUCCAGACGAGAAGAUCCCUUGGGAGUACAUGGCGUUUCAGGGACGCGCGAUAAAGGGGCGAGGGGAUAGUUUAACCCUCUCCUCCUCUGUGCGAGAAGGGACACAACACACGGGGUGAACCGACCCUAACGUUAAUACCUUCCGGCAGGUUUUCUUCACUUGAUUUAUUCCACAGGGGACUGGAAUCGCGUGGCACGGUACGCACGUGCGUGCACACGCACGAUCGUGCCGGUUUUCGCACGAACACCAGCGAAUCCGAGGUACGUCGAAAGGGGGAGGACCUGAUGCUACCGACCGAGAGAUACUUUAACGAAGUCCACCGAUGUCCAGAUCGUGCCCUCACCGACAAAUUUCGCGAGGGAUUAACCCCUGUAUAUAAUAUACUCGUUCACGGGAACACGGGUGUGUUUGGUGAAUCGAGGAAACUAAGCUAAUCCGUUGGUAAAUUGUGGAACAAGAAUUUUUAUUACGGUUGGGGGAAAAUCAGGUAAACGGGUAUUUGUUAACAGGUGGAUGUAAAGACGGUAUAAGUUUAGGGAAUUUUUUCUUGGAUAAACCAAUAAAAUGCAAAAAUAUAAGUUUUGAAUUUAGGUAUCUACCCCGUUGAAAAGUAAUUAAACCAAUUUUGACGUAAAUUUAUACAUAUAGAUUGCAAAACGAUGAUUUCGCUUAAAAAGGAGUAUGUCAGAAAUAUUUUUAACCUAACCUAACCUAAUCUCAUCUGUUGACCAAUCACAAAAAGUUUCUCAAAGGAUAGAUUCCUGAAUUUUAAAUUUGUAUUGUCACCCUCCAUUUCAGAAAUACUUUUCAUUCGCAUAGGUUUCGAUUCAAAAAGUUGGUUUCCCAGAGGUAAAGUUUAGAUAUUUAUUUUUUCUUAAUUAUUAAUAGAAAAUUCGAUACGUCUAUCAGCAGUGAUCUCCGGCGUUAAAAGUCGCGAUAGAGAAAGAAAAAUUCCUUUGAAUGAUUUUUUUGGGGUCAAUCGCGCAUGGUGGUGGCACGAAGGCAAAGGGAGCAUCGUGUCACGGUGGCUGCGAUUGAAGAGAAGAGGCCACCGGGAAGCGGUAGCCAUAGGCGGAGGCGCAGUGGAGCAUAGGGGGUGGCAGCGGUAUACGGUAAUAGCAUAAAUUCGUGGUUGUGUAGUCGGCUCACUGGAUGCCGACAAGGAGGGGGAAGGUACAGGCCAGGAACAGCCCGAGUGUCGGAAGAAACGACAGUCGCCACUCGACGUCUGCAUCGAACGGAAGGUAGCUGCUCUGUGCGUGAACCGUGUAUCCGUUCUUCGAUCCAGAAUAGAAACUGGUUUCAACGUGGAUCAUGAUCCCGAUGAAACCGAUCGCGACGGAUAAACAGCCAUUGAACUGUCGUAGUUCGUACAUUCUAUCACGGAUUCGUGAACGUUGAAAGGUACGCGAAAAAAGGACACUUUCUAUUUUUUACGCGAAUCAUCGUGAAUGUAAUAAACAGUGACAAGUAAAAACGAUAUAACAAUCGAGAAACAUUCUUCGAAGUGCAUCGAUCGUCGGUAAAGGAUCGGUGUGAUUGAUUUUGGAAUAAAGAACUCGUGAUUGUGGCGGGAACGAGAAGAGGGAUUCGAACGUGGCACGAAUGCCAACCGAAAAAAAGAAGAGCCCGUGAAAGUGUCGGUGCGCGGGACAGAAUCGAGAGGACACGUUUACCAGGGCCGACCGAUCGAAUACGAUCUAUCGGUGGAACAGGUGCGAGCCACGUUUCCGUAGCUUGAGAACCAGGUAGCCCUCGGCUGAAGUUAACCACGAAGAAAGGAGACCGUGUGAAACGAGACGCCUCGACACGAGCAAGGAUGUGACCAGAGAAUAGACAGGGUAACAGGAUUUUUCUCGUGCUAGUGACAAAAGUUCUCUGAAUCGGCCGACUUUUGCCUCUAUAAGAAACGCCUCGUGCCUGUGACAGUGAAUUCUUUUUUCUUUCUAACUCCUUCCACGUGUGUUUCUUCGUUUUCGUACCUGACCAGUACGCAGCUGAUCGUUCUAGUGUUGUAUGAAUCGUAAGAAAACUGACGCGUAACGGCCGUGUUUGUUGACAUCGAGGAAAAGUGAUUCGCCAGUUUGUAAAUAGACCAGAGAGGGCGCGAACCACGCGAGAAACCAGGAACGAGGAAAAGAUCACGCUCAAUAGACGUUUCAUCAGAUAACGUCGAAAAAGCUAGUUCGAGACAGGAAUUCGAAUGACGAAUCCGAUGUGCCGAGUUUCGAGGGGAAGGUGACGAGCAGGUUUCAGACGAGAAUCUUCAAGAUAGCUCGAACGAAUCCCGCAAGAAACCUGAAAUAAAGCAAACAUGCUUAUGAUAAGCCAGAGACGAAGGCAUCCCCGUUGGAGGAUGCUACUCACCGUCGUUAUUUUAUCCGACCUCGUUAGGCAUUGCGAACCGAUCUCGACGAAACGGUUAACGGACACCUCCGGUUCAUCAUCAUCAUCCUCCUCGUCGUUGUCGUCGCCGACGUUAUCGAGAAGCAGUUCCUCCGAAACGAGAUCGCAGAAUCUUGGCUCACCGAGCGAUCUAGCUUGGCAAGCAUGGCUGCUAUUGGACUCGCAAAACGGAGGACAAUCCAGCUUAGAUUCCGCCACAUUUCUCCGACGAAUAACACCGAAAAGUGUUUUCAUCGCGCCUGAACUGCCAGCGUUACCACCUUGCCCGGACGGCUACCACGCUGACACGAUGGGCAGAUGCGUGAAGAGCGUGAACAUUGACCAUCAAGCUCAUCUUGGCUUUCUUCUACAACGAUUGAACACCCGAUACGGCAAUCGAGGGGGCAGUUCCGAGUUCCCAUCGCCAAAUAACAAUCCAAAGAAAUCCAGCGGACCGUUGCAAUUAAACAUUCCUCUGUUCUCGCUGGUGGACACCGAGCCGGCCCAAUCGGAUCCCGAGGAAACCAGAGGCUCGUUCAGAUUCCCGAUAAUUGUACCCCCCGAAGAGGAGAUCGAUUCCAACGAAGAGGAAGAACGAUCGAUGGAGAUCGGUACCACUUACGAGACGACGACACAGACGACAACGACCACUCCUGGAACCAGCACGACGUCCGAUCCGACGACCACAUCUGACGCGACCACUUCCGACACCACCGUUUCCGAUACAACAUCUGACGCGACGUCAUCCCAGUCGACGACGUACGGCGACGAUACGAGCACCUACGAUACAACGAUCUACGAAAGCAGCACCUACGAAACUACCGCCUACGAUACGACGUCUUACGAGAACAGCACGGAAAUGGAGAAGGAUGAGACCUCUCCCGAUAGCUUAAACACCACGACCAUUCAAAACGACGUUUAAUCGUGCUACCUUGAUCUUCAUGGGUUCUUUUCAGAAUUUCGAAUUAGCCCUAGUGCCAAUUCGUCUAACGGAGACUCGACGGUUCAAGGGACUCUGAAGUGUCUAACGAGCUGACUUGCUUGGUGACCAGAUAAGCGUUGACUUUCAUGGUGAAAGUUCUUCAAAGAGAAAUGACCGUUUACGGUGAAAUGUUGAAAAAUUAGGAUUCUGAAAUGAUAUACUGAAUCAUUGAACGAUGGUAGAUGACGAAAGGGGUAAGACAGUAGAAGAGUGAUCUAGAAAAUACCAAAGUCUUUUACUGUUAGACUUAGAACAGCCUCGGCUUAAUCACCUUGCCCGGCUUAACUUUUGAAAAAGUUUCUUUUACAACUGUCGCUUUAACGAUAUCAUUUACCAGCGCCGUCCGCAUUUGUAAGUCUAUAUCGCAUUUAUAAUCGAGGAACGUUUGAUUAAUCACACGGCCCACCUUGAACGGAGCGCGUUCAACGUCUGAACUCUUUCGCACGGUGAUACGUGUAUCGUGAUAGACGUACAGAAGGAUACUCGUGUGAUCCAUCUAAUUUUGUAACUGUGUGUCAGGAAUAUCUCUCGUCUUGGUUAUAAGUUUUUAAAGGAAGGCUUUUAUUUCAAAAAUGGGUGAGUUUAAAGUGUUGCCUGUUUGGAAUUUAUAUAAAAGAGUGUUAGAUAAAAAAAAUGGAAUUUCAAGUUAUCUAUCUGCUAUCUUAUACUAUUAGGAUAAUAACACUAAUGGUGAUAGUUAAUUUUCUAAUUACAAAUUUCAAGCUUUCUAUUUGCCACCUUGCAUCAUUAGAAUACUGUUACUAAUAGUAAUAAUUAAUUUUCAAAUUAUAAAUUUCAAGCUUUCUAUUUGUCAUCCUACGUUAUUAGUAUCAUCAUACCAAUUGCCAUACUAGUAAUGUAAGGUAGCAAAUAGAAAGUUUGAAAUUUGAAAUUGUAAAAUUAACUAUUUCAUUGUAAACAAAAUAUCUAUGGUACAUGUAUCGCUAUGCGAAAGAGGCUGUUACUGGUACGGGUGUACAUAUACAAUUUGUACAAACACUUAUGAUGUAGUAAUCGUAUAAUAAUGAUUGUGCUAUAUGAUGUAUACUUAAUUCUAAUUUAUGUAUGAGCAUAAUAACAUACAUAAUUGUACAGUAAGGCAUUGUCCUUAAUCACAUAUUACACGUAGUCGAUUAAACUAUAAGCGGCACUGGUCUCUCUGGAAUUCUGCUCUCCAAGAAGCUGAUCCAGAGAUCUUAUCGAUUAUCAAUUCGACGUAUCAAUUCUUAAGGCCUAGAUUCUUUUUUUUUUCCAAUA